This is a messenger RNA of Entamoeba invadens IP1, 567 nucleotides long. RefSeq lists its product as hypothetical. The transcript is spliced from 2 exons. The record is from RefSeq and is a predicted model, not a curated record. Gene Ontology annotation, cellular component: cytoskeleton; Arp2/3 protein complex. The coding region runs from base 1 to 567 and encodes 188 amino acids. Lineage: Eukaryota; Evosea; Mastigamoebida; Endamoebidae. Gene Ontology annotation, biological process: Arp2/3 complex-mediated actin nucleation; regulation of actin filament polymerization. Gene Ontology annotation, molecular function: actin filament binding.
AUGUUGGGAGUCAACAAGCAAGACAAGAUCUUCAUGAAGCGUUCGGGUGCUUAUCACUCAGUUCUUGAUGCGCACAUCAUCGAAGCGCCGGGGAGAUUCCCCCUUUUGGAUUUCAAAACCAAGGUGAAGGUUAACCCGAAAUUUGUGAUGAAGGGCACCGACAUGGACAUUGUAGACGAGGCGGUCACUUACUUCAAAGCAAACAUUUUCUUUAAAAACUAUGACAUGUCCAUUGCUGAGGCCGACAAACUUCUCGUCUAUUUGAUUUUCUAUAUUUCUUCUCUCCUUUUGAAAUUCAACGGACAUACAAAGACCGACUGUGAGAAGAUGGCGUAUUCUAUGGCUAUCGAGAACUUCGCACUCCCAGGCGACGGAAAGUUCUGCCUUGGUGGUAUGGUCGACCCAUUGAAAGGUGGCGAGAAAGACACUGUCAAGCAAUACCUCACUGCUAUUAGAAACGAAACAGGACUCAGACUCUGCGAGGCGAUCUUCAAGAAUGGUGGAAACAGACCAGACAAAUGGUGGAUGUGCUUUAACAAGAGAAAGUUCAUGAAUAAGACGAUCUAA